Ipomoea triloba (trilobed morning glory) is the source of this 1248-nucleotide messenger RNA. RefSeq lists its product as uncharacterized. Bases 1 to 1248 code for a protein of 415 amino acids. The record is from RefSeq and is a predicted model, not a curated record. NCBI's taxonomy places the organism in Eukaryota, Viridiplantae, Streptophyta, Magnoliopsida, Solanales, Convolvulaceae. The transcript has 4 exons.
AUGACUCCAGGAGAUUUCAUCUCGUCAUUCUAUGAGGGGUUGUUGGAUAGUGCAAAGACCAUACUUGAUACCUCAUCUGUUGGAGGUAUUUUCAUUGAUAUGGGUCCUGAAUAUGGCGAGCAGCUGAUUGAGAGAAUUACUUCGAACACUGCUUACUGGUACAAUGAGAGGAGUGAUCCACCGAAGAAAGAGAAAUCGGCUGGGAUGUUUGAAGUAGAUGACAAGAUGGCGAUGCAGGCUCAGUUGGAUUCCAUCCAGCACAUGCUCAAGCAGAUGAUGCAGGCUCCUACUCAGAAUCCUAGUAGUCAAGUUCCUCAGCCUAAUGUAGAGCAAGUUGAUUUGGUCGGUUACUCUAGACCACAGGGACAAGGGCAAGGUUAUGGGAAUUACCAGCAGCAAGGGAGAAAUCAGUUUGUUCCCUCUUGGAACAAUCAGGGCAAUCAAGUGAGAAAUCCACCACCAGGCUUUCAAGGAAAUCAAGGGAACAAGGGAGGAAAUCAAGGAUCUCAAUGGAGGAAUAACCAGAAUCAGAAUCAGGGACAGUUUCACCAAGGCAAUCAAGGCUAUGGGAAUAGUCAAGGCCAGGGAUUCUCUAAACCUUCUCAGGAUGUAGACAUGCGGACUUUCAUGAACACUAUGAUGGCUCAGAUGGGCAAGCUACAAGUGAAUGCAGUGACCACGAGGAGUGGAUUAUCUUUGAAGGAUCCUCCCUUUCCUUCUGAUGAUCCAGUGCUUGGGAGAGUAGAUGAGGAAACGGUAGCUGCCAGAGAGGAGGUUGAAGUAGAAGGUGAUGACAUUCCUGAUAAGAACAAGGAGGAACCUGCAGGUAGUGCUAAAAGAAAAGCUCCCGUGCAAGAGGAAAGAUUGUGGAGAUCCAGGGAGACUGAGAGAGAGAACAAGUUCAAGAUGAUGCUAGACAAGUUGGAGAUUUCUAUGCCUUUCGUGGAUGUAGUGACUCAGAUUCCUUCAUACAAGAAAUUCUUGAAGGAUAUUCUGAGUAAUAAGAAGAAGUUGGAGAAGAGUGCAGUGGUGGAUCUCAGUGAGGGAGCUUUGACUUGUGCGGUUCUCCAACAGAAAUUGCCUCCUAAGCUGAAGGAUCUAGGUAGUUUCACCAUUCCUUGUAUCAUUGGGGGAUUUGUAGUGGGUAGUGCUUUAUGUGAUCUGGGUGCAAGUGUUAGCCUUAUGCCAUAUUCUCUUUGUAAGAGGCUUAACCUGGGUAAUCCCAAGCCUACUACUAUGACUCUUUAG